AUGGCUGAUCUUCAACCUAUGUUUAAACUUGUUAUAAGAAAUACUUUGAAGAGUGACAUUCUUAAAAUCUAUGAUAAUGAGAGGGAGAAAGUUUUGAAGAUGACAGACAAGAAUGGAAGUAGGAUGGCAAUUACAACUGAUCUGUGGACUUUAAGUAACAAAAAGAGAGGGUUUAUAGUCAUUACCGUUCAUUUUAUUGAUCAUACUUGGACGUUGCAAAGCCGGGUUUUAAGGUUUGUUUAUGUUCCUUCUUCAUACACGAAAGAUGUCCUUGUUGAAGUCCUUGUUGAUUGUUUUUUAGAGUGGAACAUUAAUAGGAAGUUGUCCACAAUAACUGUUGAUAAUUGUAGUACUAAUGAUGCCAUGAUAAGACUUUUCUUGAAUAAGCUUGAUACUAGUUCUUUUAUGUUUGGUAGGUCUAUGUUGCAAAUGAGGUGUGCUGCACAUAUUUUGAAUUUGAUUGUUCAAGAUGAAUUGCCUCUUAUCGGUGAUGGUAUUAAAAGGAUUCGUGAUAGUGUGAUUUAUUGGACUGGAUCACCAAAAAGGAGGCAGCAAUUUGAAGAAAAUGCACGUCAAUUGCGUGUUCAAUGCACCAAAGAGUUAGUCUUAGAUUGUAAAACUCAUUGGAAUUCAACUUACUUAAUACUUUCUACUGCAUUGAUUUAUAAAGAUGUUUUCCUGCAUUUGGCUAAACGUGAAACAUUUUAUACUUGUUUGCCAUAUGAUUAUGAUUGGAAGUUAGCCAAAGAUAUUUGUGGGAGGUUGAAGUUGUUUCAUAGUGUGACUGAGUUUUUCUCUGGUCGUAAGUACUCCAUAACUAAUAUUGUUGUUAUGGCUGUUGCUGCUAUCUUAGAUCCAAGAUAUAAGAUGAAGUUAUUAGAGUUUUAUUAUCCUAACAUUUAUGGUGAUAAUUCUGAUUUGGAAAUUGAAAAAAUUAAGAAACUUUGUUAUAAUUUGCUUGAUGAGUAUGGAGAUAUAGAUGAGUCCCUUGUAGAUAAUGAAGGAAGUUCUCAUAUUCCUGCAAGUACUUCAAGCCCUGUGGCACAAAUGAAGUUUAGUUCAAGUAGUUCAAAGAAACAUGAGAGUGCUAGAAUGGAAUUUAAUCAUUUCAUUGAUGAGGGAGUGUUGAAGAGAAGUAAAGAUUUUGAUAUUUUGGGAUGGUGGAAAAGUAAUGAUCUCAAGUAUCCUACUUUACAAAGGAUUACAAGAGAUAUUUUAGCUAUUCCUGUCACAACUGUUGCUUCAGAAUCUGCUUUUAGCACUAGUGGGAGACUUUUAAGUCCACACCGUUCUUCAACUAUGUCUGGAAAUUGUACACUUCAAUUAAUUCUUGAUGAUGGGGAGUCUAAUGAAGAGGAUGAGAGUUGUGUCACAAUUGUGGAUGAUUAG
This is a messenger RNA of Quercus lobata, 1389 nucleotides long. RefSeq names its product zinc finger BED domain-containing protein RICESLEEPER 2-like. Lineage: Eukaryota; Viridiplantae; Streptophyta; Magnoliopsida; Fagales; Fagaceae. The transcript has 5 exons. The record is from RefSeq and is a predicted model, not a curated record. Bases 1 to 1389 code for a protein of 462 amino acids. Gene Ontology annotation, molecular function: protein dimerization activity; DNA binding.